GGGCGUGGCCAAUCAGAGGGAAGGGGUGGGGGAAGUGACAUUUACUGAGUGUAGUCUGUGUACUGUUACUUCUACUGGCCUUAUAAGACUGCACGUUUUAGAUGAGAAACUGAGCCAUAAUAAAUAUUUGCUCAACUCUUCGGUUCACAAGGUGAAGUGGCUUUGGGCCAACUCGCUUGACCACUCCUGGCGGCAGCCUGAAGCCCUAGAUCCCUCCCUCUCCAUUCGAGCCAUCCCGGCCGGUGCCACAGAAGUCUUGACGAAUGGCCCAAACGCCGGGCCCCUGCUCGGAGAUACCCUGGUGCAUACCGGGAAUGGCAGGCUCGGGGAGCUUGGUACUGCGGCCCUGGAUUCGAGAGCUGGUCCUGGGGUCAGAUACACUCUCAAGUCCGCAGGCGGGGCAGCUGCUAGAGGUGCUACGAGAGGCCGAGGCUCCGGGCCCGUCCCGCGCCCCUGACUCGUCUGAUGUCGCGGCCACACUGCUUGUGUCUGAUGGGACCCACAGUGUCCGAUGCCUAGUGACGUGGGGGACCCUGGACGCCUCGGAUUGGGAGGAGAAGGAGUUCGGCUUCCGAGGGGCAGAAGGCCGGCUGCUGCUGCUGCAGGAUUGUGGGGUCCGCGUCCAAGUCGCCGAAGGCGGCGCGCCCGCGGAGUUCUACCUCCAGGUGAACCGCUUCAGCCUGCUGCCCACUGAGCAGCCCCGGGAACGGGUGAUUGGUUGCAACCAAGACCCGGAUGUGCAGAAAAAGCUCUAUGACUGUUUGGAGGAGCACCUUUCAGAGUCCAUCUCCCCCAGUGCAGGCCUUUCACUGUCCCAACUUCUGGAUGAGGUGCAGGAGGACCAGGAGCAUCGGGGGGCGUUAGUGCACCUGGCUGAGAGCUGUCUGAUGCUGGCAGGCCCUUACACAGCACCCCCUCUUACCCGCUGGGCCUCCUCCCACCAUACGACCACGGGAGAAGCUGUGUACACUGUCCCCAGCUCAUGGCUGCACAUCUCUGAGAAUGACCAGCGAGUUCUGAGCUCUCUGGGUCCAGGUCAGAGGACACAGGACCGUGAGCUGCCCCCACCAGACCCAGCUCUGGAAGACCUAUCGCUGACCCUGAUCUCUCCUUCCUCACCUACGUCCUCAGGAACCCCUGCUUUACCCAGCCACAUGUCCCAUGAGGAAAGCGGUGCCAGCAUCAGCCUUCUGCCUGCCCUGUCCUUGGCUGCUUCAGACCCAGUGCAGAAGGGCAGCUUCCGGCCUGUGCCAGCCAUCUGUUCAGCCCCUGGCCCCCUGCCCCCCAGUUCCAUACACCCUAGCCAUGGACCCAGAUCCCCACUCCUGAGCUGCACCCCAAGUCUCUCACCCCUUGGUCAUGUACCCAGUCCACGUCAGGCCAUUGUGACCAGGGCCCAAAAACCUAGCUUGGAGUUCAAGGAGCUAGGAUUGCCCCCCAAGAACCGGCAACACUCUCCAAGGACAAAAAUGAUCACAGGAGCCCUGGGGUCCAGCCCUGUUGGGGUCCCUCUCCAGAUACCACACCACCUUCAGGACCCUCCAAAGAAGCAUCGUGAUGGUUCUGCCUUCCAAUAUGAGUAUGAGCCACCCUGCACCUCCCUCUGUGCCCAGGUGCAAGCUGUCAGGCUUCCUCCCCAGCUUGUGGCCUGGGCCUUGCACCUUCUGAUGGAGCCACAGCUGGAGUCUCAGCUCACCCAGGUGUGAGGGGUCAUGUGAACAUGUGGGAAGAUGUGUGCACACAGGUCCAUGGCUGGGGAUAAACCAAAAGUACUCCCCACUCUGCUUCGAGUUUUUUAAUAAAAUAAUCUCAUGCGGCAGGAAAAGGAGAGGGUCAGGGGUUGGGGCCGCCGCCUCUUUGGUCUGUGGCUGGGGAGGGUGGCUUCUGCUCAGGACUAGAGGGCUCUGUGGGCUGUGGGGGCAGAGGUUGGGCUCCAAGGCCAGAUCCUGCAAGGGAAGGAGGAAGGGAGAGGAGGGGUCAGGACUGGACUGAGCAGUCCUGCCACCCUCCCAACUGGCCCUAGCUUCCUCUCACCUAGGCCUGGAGAUGAGGGUGCCUCAGGCUUUGGCCUCCGCUUGAGAACAGGGGAGCGCUGCAGCCGCAGGGGCCGUUCUGAAAGACACAGAAACACUUGGCAGGGGAGGAGGUUGCUAGGGGCUUACUGCCUGUCCCCAAGCGUUCUCUCCCACCUCCAGUGCGUGUGUGAACACACACUGUUGGCUUCAGAGCCGCCUCCUUCCCCUGCAUCCUCCCACCCCUGGCAAAAGCUGUUCUCCUGGAGGUGGAGCCAGGACUAGUGGGAAGGGCUUGUCAGACCCGUGCUCCUGGCCCCCUAACUUCUCAACCCCUUACACCAUUGAUGGCCUCCUCCAAGGACCAAAACCACAAAGGGAGCCAUGGAAUCUACCCUCCCCAUCUCCUCCUGCACUCAAGCACACAGGGAGGUGUUCCCCCUCACCAGCAGGGGUCUGGAGCUGGUCCUCAUGCACAGACACUGCUCGUCGCCCUGCCGAGAGAGGCCUCGGCCUCAGCUGGCCAUCUGGGGAAGGCCAGGGUAUCAGGGUAUGGUCUCAACAGCUUUCCCCACUCCAGCCCUUGCUUCCCCCUCCACCGUCAGGGUCCCCAGCCCAGUAUUGGGGUGGGGGCUAGGUGCCUGCUUACCUUCGUUCCUAGGGCCCAAGCAAGGGUCCUCUGGGAGGACCAGGCUGUCAGGGGAGGGGCUGGUUCUUCGUGGACUGGGGCUGGGACAAGGGGAGGGGGGGCCUGGACCAUCCUGUUGGCCCCAACCACGGCCCCUGAGCUCUGCAUUCAGCUGCUGUCCUAGUGUCUUCCAGGUGGUGGACUCCGGACCUUGGCUCCCUGGACCAGGUCUGCAUGAGGGGUCUACAGGGAGAAGGGUGUGAGCCUAACCAGUCGUCUGACCCCCUCCUAUCUUUGCAUGUCCCCCAACACACACAGUGGCCCUUACUCACCAGCCGACACGGAGUGGGUGCGGGACUUGAUUGAGAUGGGAGGGGCCUCUGUGGAACUGUCCAUAAUGUCACCUGCAAGGGGCUGGGGGUUCAGGCACCAGCCUUUGGGAGUGAGGG
Messenger RNA from Acinonyx jubatus (cheetah), 3089 nucleotides. It is a transcript of the gene ACD, whose product is annotated as ACD shelterin complex subunit and telomerase recruitment factor. NCBI's taxonomy places the organism in Eukaryota, Metazoa, Chordata, Mammalia, Carnivora, Felidae. The transcript has 13 exons. Gene Ontology annotation, biological process: telomere maintenance via telomerase; telomere capping. The record is from RefSeq and is a predicted model, not a curated record. Gene Ontology annotation, cellular component: telomerase holoenzyme complex; shelterin complex; chromosome, telomeric region. Gene Ontology annotation, molecular function: telomeric repeat DNA binding. Bases 264 to 1706 code for a protein of 480 amino acids.